CUAUGGAAACUUCUCUUCAUAGCCCUUUGUCCGUAACCACCUUGGGGGCUUCCCAAAGGUCGUUACCUCCCAAGUUCUUUGUGCAGUAUUUAGACCAAUGGCUUAUUGUUGACUUGCGUUGCUCUCAGUUGUACAGUCUGGGUCAUAUCAAGGGGUCUCGCAACCUUCCUUUAAAUAAGAAGAAACUUCUGAACGUUCAACUUUCUGAGUUGUAUCUCCAUAAAUGUCUGCGAAAACUUUCCAAAUUUAUCAAUGAAAGGUUAAAAAAGAAGCAGGUUUGUUAUAUUGUCUUGUAUGACCACUCUUCUACGGAAACUACUGUGUGGAAUCCUAUUUGGAAGUUGCAUAACCGAUGUCAGCAACAGAUGUUUCAGGGCUGUAGUUUCUUUGUUUUAAAUGGAGGAUUUUCUCUUUUCAGUAAUCUUUAUCCGAGGCACACUGUUAGUUGCCAAGUUAUAGAAUGCUCCCGGAAGACCCAAGCGCUGAUUCCUCUGUUGCGUUGUAGUGUUUUCCAAGAUUCCUUUCCUUGUAAGAUACUUUCGUUUGUUUAUUUGGGAAACGAGCGCAAUGCGAGUGAUAGAGAUGCAUUGGAUUUAUUAGGCAUCACUCAUAUAUUGAUCGUAGGUGAAGAGUUAGUGGCACAUUUCCCUGGCAUAUAUGAAUAUAAGCAACUAAUGAUACGCGACUUGGAAACGCAAGACUUGCAUCCAUUUUUAGAUGAAGCCAUUGCGUUUAUUGAAAAGGUUAAGCUUUCAGGAAGAAUUCUAGUUCAUUGUUAUGCUGGAGUUUCUCGCUCUGCUGCUGUAGUUUUGGCAUAUUUGAUUUAUCUUGGAAAUACCUUUGAAGAAGCAUGGAAGUUUCUUAUUGUUCAAAAGAGUGAUGUGCAACCACUUGGUAACUUUAUUCUUCAGCUGAAACAGUAUGAAGAACGUUGGAAGAGUUUGCAAGACGCUGUAUGACCUACUUGUGUAGAGACUGUAUUCAAUGUGUU
This is a messenger RNA of Galdieria sulphuraria, 991 nucleotides long. Its product is annotated as dual specificity phosphatase. The transcript has a single exon. The record is from RefSeq and is a predicted model, not a curated record. Gene Ontology annotation, molecular function: MAP kinase tyrosine/serine/threonine phosphatase activity; protein tyrosine/threonine phosphatase activity. Lineage: Eukaryota; Rhodophyta; Bangiophyceae; Galdieriales; Galdieriaceae. Gene Ontology annotation, biological process: protein dephosphorylation; negative regulation of MAPK cascade. The coding region runs from base 3 to 959 and encodes 318 amino acids. Gene Ontology annotation, cellular component: cytoplasm.